Molecule: messenger RNA, 306 nt
Organism: Aspergillus luchuensis
Lineage: Eukaryota; Fungi; Ascomycota; Eurotiomycetes; Eurotiales; Aspergillaceae
Exons: 2
Coding region: 1-306 (101 amino acids)
Cellular component (GO): membrane
Molecular function (GO): transmembrane transporter activity
Source: RefSeq, a predicted model, not a curated record
AUGUCGACUAAGGACAUUGAGAAACCACCCAGUGUCGAGCGGAUCGAAGAUAUCGAUAAGUCUGGGAUUAAUGAUGUGGACUACGAUGAGGAGUUUACGCCUGCAGAGCAGCGCAAGAUCAUUCAUCGGGUUGAUCGUCGGUUGGUGACUAUGGCUGGGUUGGCGUAUUGCAUUUCGCUUAUGGAUAGGACGAAUCUUAGUAUGGCGGCGGUUGCUGGUAUGACGAAGGACUUGCAGCUUGGAGUUGGGACUCGCUAUGUGAGUUCUACUCUAUUAUUUGAGGAUGCAUAUUCUGACGAGGUCUAG